Molecule: messenger RNA, 1331 nt
Organism: Punica granatum (pomegranate)
Lineage: Eukaryota; Viridiplantae; Streptophyta; Magnoliopsida; Myrtales; Lythraceae
Source: RefSeq, a predicted model, not a curated record
AUGUCGGAGCUCGUCUCCUUCCUCCCGUCCUCAGCUCAGCGUUUUCAACUGUUUGUUUGCUCCAUCUUCUUUCAGUGAUCACGCUUAUCUGAGGCAGAAGAAGAAGAAGAAACCGACCUCUCGAAAAGCUACUUGUCUUGCAGGUUCAUCUUGGACUUGAUGAAACAGAUGAUACAUCGGAUGCAGAGCAGAAUACGUUGCCCUUUUUGCAAGGAGCAAUUCAUUAGUCUUGCUUGGCUAUCCACGAUGGUUCAUCAAAUUGUAGGCUCCGUGGAUUGCGGGAAGGGUGUGAAGAGGAUUGUAGCUUCUGUCCAUCUCAGUGCUCGAUUGAUUUCAAACUUGCUAAGGAAAUAAUAUGGUCUGGUUUGCGCAGUAGAAAUACAGACCAUGGGACACUCCUCAGCCGACGACAAGAUUCUUAGCUACAAUGAUGUUGUGCUCAGGAGAUCGGAUCUGGAUAUUCUCAGUGGUCCAUGUUUUCUCAAUGACCGCAUCAUCGAGUUCUAUUUCAGCUAUCUCUCUUCGUCCCACCCUUCCGAGGACAUUUUAUUGGUGCCGCCUUCAAUUGCCUUCUGGAUCACAAACUGCCCUGAUGCUGAGGACCUCAAAGACUUUGUGGCUCCUCUCAAGCUGUCCGAUAAGGAACUCGUGAUUUUCCCAGUCAACAACAAUGAUGAUGUGGAACAGGCCGAGGGGGGUUCUCACUGGAGCUUGCUUGCGUACAUGAGAAAAGCUAACUUGUUUGUGCAUCACGAUAGCUCAGGAAGGAUGAAUGAACCAUAUGCAAGGCAACUCUAUAAAGCUGUCAUCAAGUAUUUGAGCGUCUCUGGUUCGGUAUCUGAUGCAAAAUUUCAGCACUGGAGUGGUUCACCGCAGCAGUUGAAUGGUUAUGACUGUGGUUUGUAUGUCACUGCAAUUACGAGAACUAUACUUGAUUGGUUUGAAGACACUGAACAUAGAGACACAGGGGAUUUGUGGUUUUGUGCAGUUAAGGAGAAGGGUACUCCAUCAGUCGUCGCUGGUAUGCGAAAUGAGAUUCUUCAGCUAAUCAAGCGCGUGAUGAUCCCAGAGUGAGGUUAACUUGUCUUUUGACGUGAUUCCUGCAAAUCGUUCAUUCGUUUCUUAUCUCUUGUUCUGACGGUCCAGCUUGUACCUUAAUAUUGUCUGCCUUUUGUCUUCAAAUAAAUGUUGUUUCCCGUAUAUUCAAGAUGUGAUGCUGCAAAAUGCCAAUGCGGAUCGAUACUGCUUAAUUGUAGUUCUUGUACUGUCAUCCCAUGUUGCCCUUGUUUCAGAUUGUAUAUGGCAAUUGCCAAAAGAUUACCAUUCAUCCA